UCACCAUUCGCACUGCAUUGUAGGAUUUGUAGUUCUCUAAGCCUCUCCCUGCGUGGUGAGUGAUGACGUCACACUGUUGUGUUUGUUGGUGCUGUGAGCGAACAUGGCGGAUACGGUGGGAUCAGGGCUGGAAGAGGGAAAGGAGAUGGGGACAGAGACCGAGGACAAGGAGAAAGAGAAACAAAAAACGAGACACACUAUCAGGACAGUGUCGGAGAAACUGAGCAGCACCCCAGAGAUCACUGAAACCCUGGGCUUUUAUGAGAGGAAGGUAAACCGGGAGAGGAAAAGAAGCCUGUCAGAUCUUUCGUUACUGAGGUUCAUAAGUGCUGAGCUGACAAGGGGAUACUUUCUGGAACACAAUGAGGCAAAGUACACAGAACGGAGAGAAAGAGUUUACACAUGUAUGCGGAUACCUAGAGAACUAGAGAAGUUAAUGCUUUUCGGAUUCUUUUUGUGCCUCGAUGCCUUUUUAUAUGUCUUCACUCUCCUUCCAUUGCGAGCCAUCCUGGCCCUGAUCAGGCUCAUCACCUUUCCAUGCUGUGGACUGAACGGCACUCGUCCGUUACAGCCUGCCCAGGUAUGUGAUGUCCUCAAGGGCUUUAUAAUGGUCAUCUGCUACUUCAUGAUGCACUAUGUAGAUUACUCCAUGAUGUACCAUCUAAUCAGAGGGCAGUCUGUCAUCAAGCUUUACAUCAUCUACAACAUGCUGGAGGUAGCAGACCGUCUAUUCUCAUCUUUUGGGCAGGAUAUUUUGGAUGCAUUGUACUGGACAGCAACCGAACCUCAAGAAAAAAAGCGAGCACACAUUGGACUGAUUCCUCAUUUCUUUAUGGCUGUGCUUUAUGUGUUCCUUCAUGCCAUUCUUAUAAUGGUCCAAGCAACAACUCUCAAUGUAGCCUUUAACUCCCACAACAAGUCAUUGCUCACCAUCAUGAUGUCAAAUAAUUUUGUGGAAAUAAAAGGGAGUGUUUUCAAGAAAUUUGAGAAGAACAAUCUGUUUCAGAUGUCAAAUAGUGAUAUCAAAGAGAGAUUUACAAAUUACGUACUACUGCUGAUAGUGUGUCUAAGGAAUAUGGAACAAUUGUCAUGGAACCCAGAUCACCUUUGGGUUUUGUUUCCAGAUGUCUGUAUGGUAAUUGCCUCUGAGAUUGUUGUGGAUGUAGUAAAACUCAUUACAAAGUUUAAUGACAUUACAGCUGAUGUAUACAGUGAAUACAGAGCCAGCCUUGCUUUUGACCUUGUUAGCAGUCGACAGAAAAAUGCAUACACGGAUUACAGUGAUUCGGUGUCCAGGAGAAUGGGUUUCAUUCCUCUUCCUCUAGCUGUGAUACUAACCAGAGUCAUCACAAGUUCAGUGAAAGUACAAGGAUCCUUGGCUCUCAUCUGUGCAGUACUCUUCUAUUUGGGGCUAAUAACACUCAAAGUUUUGAACAGCAUAGUCUUACUUGGAAAGUCCUGUUUGUAUGUUAAAGAGGCCAAGAUGGAGGAAAAGCUUAUUCAGACUCCACCAGCCACCACACCUGGGAAACCACCCAACAAGUCAGAGAACAAAUUCCGAGCUCCCCCAGGCAUUUCAACAGAUGACCGUCUGUCCGCCUCUAUCACCAGCCAGCCUGUUCACCAGUCAGAGAGCACAUCCCCUCUGCUCCCAAAAAGCAACUCUGACCAGUUCCUCAUGACGCCAGAUGCAGAAGAGAAGGACAUAACGCAAGCUGGGCUGGAGCUCAAACACAGAGCUUCAAAAAAGGAUCUGCUGGAUAUAGACAGGUUCACAAUAUGUGGAAACCGGAUCGACUGAUGCUUUCUGCUUCCCAUCAAAACUGCUCAGGAGUUUUUAGCAUGGCAAACAAUAUACUGCCAACAACGUCAAUUGCCAAAGACGACACUAGAGUAUUUAUUGAAAUACCAAUAGUUUGUUGUUGACUGAAAUAAACAUUAUUUGCUCCUUUCUUUCCCCCAAUAUGUCUGGAAACACUUGGUUGAAUUUAGAGUCUCGUGGGUUUGUAAAUGAUUUGAAGGAAAACAAAACAAAAACACUUGCUUGGUCUGGCUCAUCCAUGCGACUGAAUGAACUUCAGAAGGGAAUGACACUUUAGUCCAGUCAGCAAGAUAAAGGUGGUGUUUUGAAAAGGUGUAUCCAGUAAAAACAUGUACUGUUUUUCAAAAGGCCUUGUCUGAGAUACUGAAUUAAAAAAAAAAAAAAAAAAAAAAUCUUAUUCGGUUAAAAA
This is a messenger RNA of Acipenser ruthenus (sterlet), 2231 nucleotides long. Its product is annotated as transmembrane anterior posterior transformation protein 1 homolog. Gene Ontology annotation, cellular component: endoplasmic reticulum membrane; ciliary basal body. The record is from RefSeq and is a predicted model, not a curated record. Lineage: Eukaryota; Metazoa; Chordata; Actinopteri; Acipenseriformes; Acipenseridae. Gene Ontology annotation, biological process: maintenance of protein localization in endoplasmic reticulum; positive regulation of cilium assembly.